This is a messenger RNA of Menidia menidia (Atlantic silverside), 573 nucleotides long. The record is from the annotation of a GenBank genome assembly. Lineage: Eukaryota; Metazoa; Chordata; Actinopteri; Atheriniformes; Atherinopsidae.
AUGGAAGCCAAACAGCACCCCAUCAAAAGCCUGAAAAGUUACCCCGAGACCGGCGGCCGGAGCCUGGCGGCGGCCGCCGUGGGGGGGGACAGCGGAGGGGGAGGAGGGGGAGGAGGAGGAGGCCGGGAAACGGAGAUGGAGGCGAAGAUCCAGAAAGCCAUCGACUUCAAGGUGGAGGGCCAUCGUUGUUACAAGGAGAAGAAAUUUCGGGAGGCGAUAGGCAAGUACCACCGGGCGCUGCUGCAGCUCAAAGGCGUGCACGUCGUGGACGGGACCACGGGCUCCGAGGUCAACCUGCUCGGCCAAGCCACGGCCAAGCUGACCGAGGAGCAGCGGAGAGCCGUGGAGAGCACCGAGAUCGAGUGCUACGACAGCCUGACAGGUGAGCCGCCUCCCUCCGUCCGGCCAUCCAUCCCUCCGUCCAUCCCUCCGUCCAUCCCUCCGUCCAUCGUUCCGGUUCACCGGGGUUCAUUGUGCGGGUGCAGCGUGCUCUCUGUUGCGCAGAGGCAGGUGGAGUCACGGCGGCGCUCCGGGAGUAUACUGUGGUGUGAGUGGGAACAGACGUUCGGUUAG